AUGACCAUCUCAUAUCCAACAGUGUCGGCGCUUCGCUGCGGGUAUCUCUCGCCUCCAGCAUACAAAUUCGUUGCGGAUGCAAAAGAAGGGGAGAAACUGACCAUGCCGUCGAUGGCCUUCUUGAUUCAACAUCCCGCAACAAAGUCAAAAAUUGUCUUUGACCUGAGCAUUCGCAAAGACUUGACCAAAUACCACCCUGGACUGCAAAAGCACCUCGAAACGAGGCACCCUUUAAGCAGCCAAGACGAUGUGAAGUCAGCAUUGGCGCUGGGAAACGUGGAGGCCUCCAAGAUUGACUAUGUGAUCAUGAGCCACGUGCAUUGGGACCACGUGGGCACUCCGUCCGACUUCACCUCUGCGACUUUCAUUGCCGGCCACAAUACACGCAAGCUUCUCAGAAAUGAAAUGGGGCCAGACCUGGCGAAUCCCUUCUUUGAGCCCGAUUUAUUACCAUGGGACCGCACGAUCGAGUUGCCAGCAGUACCGAGCUCCAAGGCGAGUGAAGUGUUUGACGAGGCUCACGGGUGGUAUUGGCAACCCAUGUCUCCAAUCCAGAAUGUCAUUGACAUGUUCAACGAUGGCACCGUGUAUAUCGUGGAUAGCCCAGGUCAUUUGCCAGGGCAUUUGAAUGCAUUGGUCCGGGUGGCCGUUGACAAAUGGGUUUAUCUGGCUGCUGAUGCUUGUCACCACAUGCGAAUCUUCAAUGGCGAGACGGAUUUCGGUGCCUGGAAGGAUGAUAAGGGGCGGACAGUUACGAUCCACAAAGAUCUGGACGCAGCAUACAAGACGCUGAACGUUAUGCGCGUGCUUCGAAGCGACGGACUCAACGGGAUUCCAGUGCAGAUUGUCCUCGCGCACGAUGGAGAGUGGCAGCAAAGGAAUCCGGACCUUUUCUUCCCAGGCCACCUGUAA
Messenger RNA from Fonsecaea multimorphosa CBS 102226, 912 nucleotides. RefSeq lists its product as uncharacterized. Bases 1 to 912 code for a protein of 303 amino acids. Lineage: Eukaryota; Fungi; Ascomycota; Eurotiomycetes; Chaetothyriales; Herpotrichiellaceae. The record is from RefSeq and is a predicted model, not a curated record. The transcript has a single exon.